Molecule: messenger RNA, 2340 nt
Organism: Drosophila bipectinata
Lineage: Eukaryota; Metazoa; Arthropoda; Insecta; Diptera; Drosophilidae
Source: RefSeq, a predicted model, not a curated record
UAAAAAAAAUCACAUUGUGUCGGCCCUUUUGGUGAGUUGGUGAAAAGUGUUGAAAAAAAAUAAUUUUGGAAAUUGUUUAAAUGGAUCGGUCGGAAAUUCUACAAGAACCUACUUUUCAAGAGGAUACUAUAAAGAAAAUGGAACACAGUCAAACAUCUCAUAGAACAAAUCACGUCAGUUCUGUUUUACUCUAUGGAAUACCAAUAGUUUCUUUAUUCAUAGAAUCACAAGAGCGCCUCUGCUUAGCUCAAAUCUCAAAUACUUUAUUAAAACAAUUCAGCUAUAAUGAAAUACACAAUAGAAGGGUUGCGCUUGGAAUUACCUGUGUGCAGUGUACGCCAGUUCAAUUGGAGAUACUAAGACGCGCAGGAGCCAUGCCAGUAAGUUCUCGUCGAUGUGGAAUGAUAACACGAAGGGAAGCAGAGCGACUUUGCAAAAGUUUCCUAGGCGAUAAUUCCCCACCCCAACUCCCUGAUGAUUUUGCAUUUAAUGUUCAGCAUAAAUGCGCAUGGGGAUGCCGAGGAUCAUUUUUACCAUCUCGAUACAACUCUUCAAGAGCAAAAUGCAUUAAAUGUUCAUACUGUGGAAUGUUUUUUUCACCAAAUAAAUUUAUAUUCCAUUCUCAUCGCAUAACAAGUAACGACAGAUACGUGCAACCUGACGCAGCCAACUUUAAUUCCUGGCGACGGCAUAUGACCCUUAGUGGAAAUAGUCAUAAUGAAAAAAUAGUUCAUGCAUGGGAAGAUGUCAAGGCUAUGUUUAAUGGGGGAACAAGAAAACGAUUAAUAAGCAACAAUGGUCAUUUUAAUAAUCGUAAUCAAAGCUCGCCAUCUUCAAUUUCGCCCGAUAAUUCUGUGGGUGGCGAAAAUUCAGGAAAGUCUUUGAUGUACUUUGACAAGGAAACGCAAAACAUAUCGACAGAAAAAUGUGCUCUCCCAGAAAAUUCCCAUGAUCGGCAAUACAAUUACAGUACUAUGGCUGCUGCUGCCGCAGUCGUUGGCGUAACUGCGGUAGCGGCUGCAACCGUUGGAGUUCCAUUUAAUUUACAAAGAUCUUCCGUUUUAGCUCCUUUACAUUCUCUACGUAAUGAACAAGAACUUUCGUUGUAUAUGUGGCAGCAAAAAGAACCUCGUAAAUACCAAAAUUUCUCAAAGAAAAUUAAGGUUGAUAACCAAAACGAAACGAGAGCUGGUUUGGUGGCCUGUCAAAAGUCAUGGGUUACGUCGGACGUAAAUAUUUCCAUACCGACAGUUUGUCUUUCAGAUAAACAAUCGUUUAACGUAAAAAACGAAUCGGCAGCACCAAGAGUUGGAAAAAUUUCUGAUUACAACAUUCCCUCAAUUCUCAGUUGCUCUGCAUUCAAACCAGUAGUUGCUUCAGCAGCAAUUCUAUCUACUUCUUUAUAUACAUCAAGUGAUUUAAGCAGAAAUAUUUACAUUCAUCCCCCACAGUCGACACAAACAUCAACGGUUUUAGCACAAGCCAAUGUUACACCUGCCAAAGACAGUCAAAAGACGGCAGAGGCGCCAGAAGAGUGUGCGAUAAAUUUGGAUACUGUCAAAUUCAAAAAUGAAGUUAAUCAAUUAAAUUGUUUAACGGGAGUAUCAUGUGCAGGCCAAAAUAUUAAAGAAAAACCAGCAACAACAGCAUUUAUAAAUAGAAAUGCUUCGGAAAGCGAUGAUGAUGAUGAGGUUGUUGAUAUUGAAACGACAGACGAAGACGGGAGGCCAUCACUUGAAGAGCUUAGCAUUCUUUCUCAAAAUACAAGUACAAUUAAUGAUAUAGAUGCAGAUGUCGAUGUAGAUGUAGAUGGCUUUCCCACAGAUUCAGAAGAUCAAUUCGAGGUGGAACUUUGCCAAGGAGAAGACUUUUCAAAACCUUUGCACAAAAAUAUUGAAUUUGUAUGUGAUGAUUUUAAAAAUAAUGAGGAAAAGGAUGAUUUGGACAGACAUUCAAAAACAAAAACUCACCGUAAAAAUUCCAAAACUAUUAUCGAGGGAAGCGUUUCAAAAACAACAAACUCAAAAUUAAUUAAAGAUACAUUUUACUCUAAAUCCAUGACAAUUAAAGAUCAAGAAUGCAGUUUAAAAAUAAAACAACAAGUCGCUUUUUCAAAUUUCACCAAUACGCAGCAUCAUUCAAUUCGUCCACUACACAAUUAUGAAACGUUAAUCAGCUCCAAAUCCCUUACCGAAUCACAAAAAUGGAUUUACCCAGUCAGCAAUGUAGGACCAUUAUGUUAUUACGAUAGUAGUGCAAAUGAAGCUUGUGUAGAUUUUAAGUAACUAUGUAAUUAUUAUUUUCAAAACUAAUAAAAAUAUAACUUUAUAUUCACCUAGA